Messenger RNA from Lemur catta (Ring-tailed lemur), 2424 nucleotides. It is a transcript of the gene CAMK2D, whose product is annotated as calcium/calmodulin dependent protein kinase II delta. The record is from RefSeq and is a predicted model, not a curated record. Gene Ontology annotation, biological process: protein phosphorylation. Gene Ontology annotation, cellular component: cytoplasm; neuron projection. The transcript is spliced from 21 exons. Bases 324 to 1925 code for a protein of 533 amino acids. Gene Ontology annotation, molecular function: ATP binding; calcium/calmodulin-dependent protein kinase activity; calmodulin binding. NCBI's taxonomy places the organism in Eukaryota, Metazoa, Chordata, Mammalia, Primates, Lemuridae.
CUCCCCGGCCCCCGCCUCCGGAGCACUUGGCCCCCUGCAUUUGGGGACAGGGGCGGGCGCAGCGUCCCGAGGCGGAGGAGGAAGCGAGGCCCGCGGGAGGCGGCGGCGCGGCGGAGCGCGGGGAGGGGACCCCGCGCCAGCCCGUCUGGCCGUCGCCCGGCCGCCCCGCCCCCGCGCACGCUCCCUCGCGGGCGGCCGCUGUCGGACGGGGAAGGCGAGGGCGGCCCUGGGGGACGGCGCCGCGGGGCCGGUCCCGGGCUCAGCCGCGCGUCUGCUCGCUCUCGUCCGCCGCUCUCGCAGCCGGGGCGCAGCCCGGACCGAGAAUGGCUUCGACCCCGACCUGCACCAGGUUCACGGACGAGUAUCAGCUCUUCGAGGAGCUCGGCAAGGGGGCAUUCUCAGUGGUGAGAAGAUGUAUGAAAAUCCCUACUGGACAAGAAUAUGCUGCCAAAAUUAUCAACACCAAAAAGCUUUCUGCUAGGGAUCAUCAGAAACUGGAAAGGGAAGCUAGAAUCUGCCGUCUUUUGAAGCACCCUAAUAUUGUGCGACUUCAUGACAGCAUAUCAGAAGAGGGCUUUCAUUACUUGGUGUUUGAUUUAGUUACUGGCGGGGAACUGUUUGAAGACAUCGUGGCAAGAGAGUAUUACAGCGAAGCGGAUGCCAGUCAUUGCAUUCAGCAGAUCCUGGAGGCCGUGCUCCACUGCCAUCAGAUGGGCGUGGUCCAUCGCGACCUGAAGCCUGAGAAUUUGCUUUUAGCUAGCAAAUCCAAGGGAGCCGCUGUGAAACUGGCAGACUUUGGCUUAGCCAUAGAAGUUCAAGGAGACCAGCAGGCGUGGUUCGGUUUCGCUGGUACACCCGGAUACCUUUCCCCAGAAGUUUUACGUAAAGAUCCUUAUGGAAAGCCAGUGGAUAUGUGGGCGUGUGGUGUCAUUCUCUAUAUCCUCCUGGUGGGGUACCCGCCUUUCUGGGAUGAAGACCAGCACAGACUCUACCAGCAGAUCAAGGCUGGAGCUUAUGAUUUUCCAUCACCAGAAUGGGACACAGUGACUCCUGAAGCCAAAGACCUCAUCAAUAAAAUGCUGACUAUCAACCCUGCCAAACGCAUCACAGCCUCAGAGGCGCUCAAACACCCAUGGAUCUGUCAACGCUCCACUGUUGCUUCCAUGAUGCACAGGCAGGAGACCGUGGACUGCUUGAAGAAAUUCAACGCUAGGAGAAAACUGAAGGGCGCCAUCUUGACAACCAUGCUGGCCACGAGGAACUUUUCAGCAGCCAAGAGUUUGUUGAAGAAACCAGAUGGAGUGAAGAUAAACAACAAAGCCAACGUGGUAACCAGCCCCAAAGAAAAUAUCCCUACCCCGGCGCUGGAGCCCCAAACUACUGUAAUCCACAACCCUGAUGGAAACAAGGAGUCAACUGAAAGUUCAAAUACAACAAUUGAGGAUGAAGAUGUGAAAGCACGAAAGCAGGAGAUUAUCAAAGUCACUGAACAACUGAUAGAAGCCAUCAACAAUGGGGACUUUGAAGCUUACACAAAAAUCUGUGACCCAGGCCUUACUGCUUUUGAACCUGAAGCUUUGGGUAAUUUAGUGGAAGGGAUGGACUUUCACCGAUUCUACUUUGAAAAUGCGUUGUCCAAAAGCAACAAGCCGAUCCACACCAUCAUCCUGAACCCGCACGUGCACCUGGUGGGGGAGGACGCGGCCUGCAUCGCCUACAUCCGGCUCACGCAGUACAUGGACGGCGGCGGCAUGCCCAAGACCAUGCAGUCCGAGGAGACCCGCGUGUGGCACCGCCGCGACGGCAAGUGGCAGAACGUCCACUUCCACCGCUCGGGGUCACCGACUGUGCCCAUCAGGCCACCCUGUAUUCCAAAUGGGAAAGACAACGUCUCGGGAGGCCCCUCUUUGUGGCAAAACAUCUAAGGCCUGAAAACCAUUCCCAUGUGGUCUUCUAAAUAUCCACAGUGCCACUUCUGCAUUCUCUGUUCCCGAGGCACCUGGAAGGUGAUCCUGGGCCGUCCUCUCCUCCUCUUCAUGCAUGUUUCUGAGUGCAUGAAGUUGUGAAGGUCCUCAUGUCACGCGUAUGUGAUACGUCACCUUAUCCUGUUCCUUCCUAUACGUUGUUUACACUUCAGCUCCGGGGAUGCUCCAUGCAAACUUAAAUCGCUGUUGGCGGACAAUAGGGGGAGGUCAGACGAAAAAUUCCACAAUAUUCCAAGUACAACUAUUCACCAAGUUUCUCUGUUUAUGCCAAGACUUAACAGACUUAACAAUCAUUGUUUUCUGAAUGACAGUUUGUAAGAGAAAUGUAAAUUUUUUUAGAACUCUUUGCUGUUAAUCUGUUUUGGUUUGGGUUUUUUUUUUUUUUUUUUUUUUAAACGCAAAAAAUAUAUACCUUCAGUUUCCUGGUGUGAUCCUGGUU